CACAAUCCCCGCAAAGAGGCCAUACUCCAUUAUUAUUAGGCAACGCGGAUUAGCUGCUCAGGCUCUUACUUCAUUCGUGGAAUCUCACCAUGACGAAAUUAUCGUGAAUGCGAACACAUCCGCGUUAUACCUUUCUUAUAUUAAGCCAGGUACGGAGUAGCUACCCUUCACUCUACUAGGUUGCCAUGCCCGGUGGAACAUCCUACCGAGGUAGCAAUAUGCUCCGCAGGCCAAGGUGCAUGUCCAGAUCCAAAGCUUGAAACUUGGAGUUUAUCCAAAAUGUUGUAUAACGGAAAUUGGAGAAGGGGUAUCCUCAUAAGUACCUACAUAUGGCUUCGACUUCCACUCUCGUUAAUCUCUGGUCAUUGAUGGAGGUAGGCCUAAUGAGACUUGGAAGAUAGAAGUCCUCCAAUUCUUUCUCUCCUUGUUUUACCUUGGAAGUCUCGCCACGAUGUCUAUGUGGAGUGCUCUGUGGCUUCUGACCCUCUCUGGGUUACCCCAAAUCACAUCUGCCCAGAGUUUUCCCAACAGCACAACCUCAGCAGAAACGGUCUCUGUGAAAUGGAUUGGCGACACACCUAACCUCAACUCCGGGACGACGUUCGGCCUACCUUGGGCUCGGGGCAAAUAUCCGGCUAACGGAACAGCUUUCACGGGCUCGGGAGGUGAUGGUACUGAGGUACCUCUCCAGUCGUGGGUGACGGCGUACUGGCCAGACGACUCCAUCAAAUGGACCGCACAUGCCCUAAGCGGCUCCGGAACAGUGUACGACGAGUACAGAAUCACUGCGUCGGCCGCCACCGGUAGCAAUCCGACCAACUCUUCCUCGGCGUCAGGACUGACUGUUAGUGAGUCCGAGAGCGAGGUCACCGUCAACACAGGCAAGUUUGCCGCGACGUUCCCCAAAUCUGGAAACACGCUUGUGAGCGAGAUCAAGACAUCCGGCGGAAAAGUUGUUGGGCAGAACGGGCGACUGGUGCUGCGCUCCCAGUCAGGGGUUGUAGAUGACGAGGAUGACGCGACCCAGCCUUCGAUUGACAAGUUCCAAUUCGAGAGCAACAUUGAAGAGGCCACCGUCGAGUAUGACGAGGCCAGCCCGGUACGAGCGUUAGUCACUGUCCGUGGCAAACAUCAGACCACGUCGAGCCCCCAUGACGACUGGCUACCGUUUACCCUGCGUUUCUAUCUUUAUGCGGACUCAGACGCUAUUCGGGUAGUGCAUACUCUCAUAUUCGACGGCAAGCCUGAGAGUGAUUUCGUCACGGGGAUCGGGAUCCGUUUCGAUGUUCCCCUGGCCGGCGAGAAACUGUACAAUCGGCACGUUAGACUAGCGGGCCCUGACGGGGGCCUGCUCCGCGAGGCGGUGCAAGGGCUUACUGGACUGCGAAGAGAUCCUGGACAGAGCGUUCGCACAGCCCAGUUCAACGGAGAAGAAACACCUGCUAUCUCGGCUUGGGACACCCGAGUAUCCACAAGGCUGCAGUGGAUCCCUUCGUGGAACGACUACAAGCUAACUCAGCUGUCCUCCGAGGGGUUUACGGUAUCGAAAAGGACCAAGGCAGGCAAGAGCUGGGUCAAGAUUCCCGGAGGCUCACAAGCGGGUGGGCUGGCUUAUCUCGGAGGUGCUACGCAAGGUGGUCUCGCCGUCGCACUUCGCGACUUCUGGAAGCGGUACCCCACCAGUCUUGACAUCUCAAACGCAGCUUCCGAUGUAGGCCAGAUAACCCUGUGGCUAUACAGCCCGUCCGCCGAGCCUAUGGACCUCCGACCCUUCCACGACGGCUUGGGCGAAGACACAUAUGAGAAGCAACUGGACGCGCUGGAGAUUACCUACGAAGAUUACGAGGAAGGCUACGACACGCCGUACGGCAUCGCGCGAACUAAUGAAAUAUUCAUCUUCCCUUUCGAGAAGACUCCGUCCGCUGACACGUUGUCUGCUUUGACCGCUCACGCCAACGAGCCACCGAUUCUUGCCGCAGAGCCAGGCUACAUCCAGGAAACCAAGGGAGCGGGUUCGUACUGGGCAACAACCCCCGAUAAUCUGACCGAGGCAGCGCAGACGAUUGAAACGCAUCUCGACUUCCUAAUCAAGUACUACGAGGGCCAGAUUUCCGAUAGGCGGUGGUAUGGAUUCUGGGAUCACGGCGAUAUCAUGCAUACCUACGAUUCAGACAGACACACCUGGCGCUACGAUAUCGGAGGGUAUGCGUGGGACAAUUCAGAACUAUCUCCUAACCUCUUUUUCUGGAACUAUUUUCUACGCACGGGAAGGGCAGACGUGUAUCGCUUUGCCGAAGCUCACGCGAGACAUACGGGCGAAGUGGACGUAUAUCACAUUGGGCCAUUUAAGGGCUUCGGAACACGGCAUGGCGUCCAGCACUUCAGCGACAGCUCCAAGCAGAUCCGUGUUUCGACACCCAUCUAUCGCCAAACAUUCUACUAUCUGGCGGCGACGAACGGACCGGCGAGCUCCUCCACGAGCUCAUGGACGCCGACAAGGCCUUCCUCACCGUCGACCCCCGCCGCAAGGUCCGCGACGACAACGGCACCUACCAGAUCGACCCCACGGCCCUCGACCUCGACAUCGGCCUCGACUGGUCCGGCCUCGCAUCGACCUGGUUCCUCGAGUAUGAGCGGCGGGGCCCGCGCUGGGAGGAGGCGAAGGCGAAGCUCAACAGCACCAUGCACAGCAUCGCUGCGCUCAAGAACGGCUUUGUGACCGGUCUCGGGCUGUACAACCUCAACACAGGCGUCAUCGCCCCUCCCGCCACCGACCCCAACAACCUCGGCGACGUCGACGUCUCCCACCUGUCCGCCAGCUUUGGGCUGCCCGAGAUCAUCGCCCAGCUGACCGACUACCUCGGCGCCGACCUGCCCGCCGGCUUCGAGAGCGCCUGGCUCGACUACUGCUACUACUAUGGCGCCGGGGCCGCCGAGCAGACGGCCCGCUACGGCGAGAGCUUCGGCAGCUUGAAUCUCAAGCAGGGACACUCCCGGCUCACGGCGUACGCGGCUAAGAAGACAGGUAAUGACACGCUGGCCGCGCGCGCGUGGUCGGAGUUCCUGGGUACGGACGGCUUGGCGCCGACGCUGCCGUGGUCGAGUGUAAGGGUCAAUGGAAGCGAGGCGCUGGUGGCGGUGGAUGAGGCGGCGUGGGUCUCAACGAAUGAUGCGGCGCUGUAUGGGCUGGCGGCGAUAGAGAACUUGGCGCAGGUUGGGUUUGCGCUGUAGAUGUGUUAACUGUUUAGCUGCGAGGUUCGGUUCGCGAUGUAUAUGGAUUGAGUUACAAGCACUACUUACCUAACUAAUAUAUCCCAAUAUCA
Messenger RNA from Hypoxylon fragiforme, 3323 nucleotides. RefSeq lists its product as uncharacterized. Bases 452 to 2719 code for a protein of 755 amino acids. The record is from RefSeq and is a predicted model, not a curated record. Lineage: Eukaryota; Fungi; Ascomycota; Sordariomycetes; Xylariales; Hypoxylaceae. The transcript has a single exon.